Molecule: messenger RNA, 5840 nt
Organism: Gasterosteus aculeatus aculeatus (three-spined stickleback)
Lineage: Eukaryota; Metazoa; Chordata; Actinopteri; Perciformes; Gasterosteidae
Gene: brpf1
Product: bromodomain and PHD finger containing, 1
Biological process (GO): regulation of transcription by RNA polymerase II
Molecular function (GO): protein binding
Source: RefSeq, a predicted model, not a curated record
CCCACUGAACCCAGAAAACACGAAGUAGCAAAGCCCCGGUGCAUAAUAAGCAUGCCUGACUUAAUGUGCCCCUCGCAUUGCACAACACUUCACACGUAUUGAGCCGCAAGGAAUGCACGUUAACUGGUCGAUCGAUCUCAGCUAAUCGAUUAAGCGCGUAGACCUGCUCCCCUCCCGCCGUAGUACCUGCGGUAGCCUCCCCGCAGCGUCGCGUUAAACUGUCAUUUCGCUGCUCGGAGUCGGGGGUGGGAUGCACGGGGUGAGGUCAUUGUGGAGGGAAACACCGUAGAAGCUUGAAUGGUCACUUAGGUCACAUUCGGGCCGACGUCACAGUGUGCGUAACUUUUAAAACAAUAUUUGGGUUUUUACCGUCGUUAAAUGAUAACAUGAUACUAUGCAUCCUUUGGGUAGGCUAGCAUCGCGCGUUAGCUCAACGUCCCGUCCACUCCCCCCCCUCCCUCCACACUCCCGUGAAUACAGCUACAUUUAACUAACCGAGGCUACCCAACGUUACGGUUAACCGGCCCGGAUGGAGCGCCGGGAGACGGUUGGGAUUAACGGGAGCGAGCAGUCGGUACUUUUGAGACGUUAACCCGUGAGUGGUGGCUGAAUGAUGUGGGGCCGUGUUGUUGUUUGCUAGCUGCUGUUAGCUUGUUUGGCUAACAGCGCCAGGCUGCGAUGGUUCAUUGUCCGAGUAGUAGAAGAAGAAGAAGGAGACGAAGAAUAAGGAGAAGAAGAAGAAAGGCGUUGAGCUAAGCUAACGUUAGCGUGAGGAGGAAACCCUCAGACUGUUAACCGAACGUGGUUUUAUUUUCAGUCUCGUCCGUUCGAGCCAGAGCUCGCGGGCUCGCGUAGCUCGAGUUCCUUGUCAGCUAGCCCCCCGCUGGUUUGUUUACCGGGCGUAACGUUAAGUUAGCUGCCGUUAGUGGGAAGCAGAAGCCUAAAUGGCACCUGUGACUGGAGGAACCCAACGGAACAAUUUGUUUACCGCCGGGAGUUGGAGAAACGGUCACGUGACUGCAGCAUAACAGGUGCACGAUGUGCAGACACACGACUUGCUUUGAGUCUCCAAGCGGCUGCAGCGACUCCUCUCCCCUGUACCGUCAUUAACUUAACUCAUGUAAUGUCAACCGAUGCUCCAGCGCGCUCCUCCUCUGUGCUCCUCUCUUUCCAGAUGUGAACUCGAGCGGCGUCUGUCCCAGCGGUGGCUGUCGGCACGAUGGGGCUGGACUUUGACGUGAAGACCUUCUGUCACAAUCUGCGGGCCACCAAGCCCCCUUACGAGUGCCCCGUGGAGACCUGCCGAAAGGUCUACAAGAGCUACAGUGGCAUCGAGUACCACCUCUACCACUAUGACCACGACAACCCAACGCCCGCGCAGACUUUGCCCCAGAAGAGGAGAAAGGGGCGGCCUCCUCGCGCCUCCUUGGCCGGCUCCGGGGAUACGGACGACGGUGGGGGCAACGGGGGCGGAGGACCUGGGCACGGGGGGAACACGCCGGGUAGCCCCAACCGGUCGGACCACUCCCACUCCCCGGGCAGGGAGACGAUGACCUACGCCCAGGCGCAGCGCAUGGUGGAGCUGGAGUUUCAAGGGCGCCUCCACCGCAUCAGCAUCUUCGAGAACAUCGACGUGGUGUCGGAGGAGGACAGCGGCGCGGAGGACGCUCCUCAGUCCGGCGCGGGUGGCGGCGGCGGCGGCGGAGGAGGAGGCGGCGGCGUGUGCAACGGGAGCGACGGCGGAGCCGGCGGCAGCGAGCUGGGCGGGGGUGGCAAGGAGCGGCCGGACAUCCCGUCCUCUAACGGCGGCAAGUCCACCCCCAAGUCCGGGAAGCACAAAAGCAAAGAGAAGAAGAAGGACGGCUCGUCUCAUCAUCACAGCGCCCAGUCGGGCCCCGCGGUCAAGCUCCCCGAGGCGGUGUUCAGAGAGCUGGACCAGGAGAGGCCGGACGCCCCCUCCCGACCGUCGUCUUACUACAGGUACAUCGAUAAGUCCGUGGAGGAGCUGGACGAGGAGGUGGAGUACGACAUCGACGAGGAAGACUACAUCUGGCUGGACAUCAUGAACGACAAGCGGCGGCGUGACGGCGUGACGCCCAUCCCCCAGGAGGUCUUUGAAUACCUCAUGGACCGCUUGGAGAAGGAGUCCUACUUCGAGAGCCACAACAAGGCGGACCCCAGCACCCUGAUCGACGAGGACGCCGUCUGCUGCAUCUGCAACGACGGCGAGUGCCAGAACAGCAACGUGAUCCUGUUCUGCGACAUGUGCAACCUGGCGGUGCACCAGGAGUGCUACGGCGUGCCGUACAUCCCCGAGGGCCAGUGGCUGUGUCGCCGCUGCCUGCAGUCGCCGAGUCGCGCCGUGGACUGCGCCCUGUGUCCCAACAAGGGGGGCGCCUUCAAGCAGACGGACGACGCCCGCUGGGCCCACGUCGUGUGCGCCCUGUGGAUCCCGGAGGUCUGCUUCGCCAACACCGUCUUCCUGGAGCCGAUCGACAGCAUCGAGCACAUCCCGCCCGCCCGCUGGAAGCUCACCUGCUACAUCUGCAAGCAGCGGGGCUCGGGCGCCUGCAUCCAGUGCCACAAGGCCAACUGCUACACCGCCUUCCACGUCACCUGCGCCCAGCAGGCGGGCCUCUACAUGAAGAUGGAGCCCGUCCGCGAGACGGGGGCCAACGGCACCUCCUUCAGCGUCCGCAAGACGGCCUACUGCGACAUCCACACGCCGCCCGGCUCGGCGCGGCCCCUGGGCGGGGGGCAGGGCUGCGCCAGCAUGGGCUCGUCUCACAGCGACGGGGAGCUGGAGGACGACGACGAGCCGAGCAUCUGCCAGGACGACGACUCCAAGGGCUGGAGCUCCGAGCGCGCCAAGAGGGCCAAGGCCAAGUCCAGGCUGAAGAUGAAGAGGGCGCGGAAGAUCUUGGCAGAGAGGAGAGCAGCCGCGCCGGUGGUGUCUGUGCCCUGCAUACCUCCCCAUAGGCUGAGCAAAAUCACCAGCAACCUGACGGUACCCAGGAAGAGCCAGUUCAUGCAGCGGCUCCACAGCUACUGGACCCUGAAGAGGCAAAGUCGCAACGGCGUGCCGCUGCUGCGCCGGCUGCAGACCCACCUGCAGUCCCAGCGGCACGUCGACCCCCCGCCGCCUCCGCCGCCGCCGCCGCAGCAGCAGCAGCAGCAGCAGCAGCCUCCGUCGCUGCUCCCGCCGGUGUCCUGUGCGAUUCGGGACGGCGAGGAGAAAGCGUCGGCGCUGAAGGAGCAGCUGAAGGCGUGGCAGAGACUGAGGCACGACCUGGAGAGAGCCCGGCUGCUGGUGGAGCUCAUCCGCAAGAGGGAGAAACUCAAGAGGGAGACGAUCAAAGUGCAGCAGAUGGCGCUGGAGAUGCAGCUGACUCCGUUCCUGGUGCUGCUGAGGAGCACGCUGGAGCAGCUACAGGAGAGGGACAUCAACAACUUCUUCACCGAGCCGGUCCCGCUGGCAGAGGUGCCGGACUACCUGGACCACAUCGACACGCCGAUGGACUUCCAGACCAUGUGGAACCUGCUGGAGUCCCACCGCUACCUCACGUUCGAGGCCUUCGAGUCCGACUUCGGCCUCAUCGUCAACAACUGCCUCAAGUACAACGCCAAGGACACCGUCUUCUACCGCGCCGCCCUGCGGCUCAGGGAGAUGGGCGGGGCCGUCCUGCGGACCGCCAGGCGCCACGCCGAGCGCAUCGGCUUCGACUACGAGGCCGGCGUGCACCUCCCCCGAGAGCCCAGCCCGGACAGCCAGCGGGACCAGGACCGGGACCGGGAGCGGGAGCGCGACCGAGAAUGGGAGCGAGAACGGGAGAGGGAGAGGGACCGAGAGAGGGACCGAGACCGGCCGCUGUCCUCUAACGAAGAUGACCUGCUCCUGCCAGAGAACAGGCGGCGCCUCCCGCUGGAGGAGCAGCUGCACUACCUGCAGGCGCGUCUGGACGAGGUCAGCCUGGGGAAGCACAGCAUCGGCCAGUCGCGCAGAGCCAAGGCCCUGAGGAAGGAGAUCAGCAUCGUCAAGAGGAAGCUGGCGCACCAGCGCGAGGGAGGCGCCGGCCUCGGGGGCCGGGAGUCCGCGGGAGGAGGGGACCGGGGUUCCUCCCUCCCACAUCACCCGUCCUCCUCGGGACACCACGACGAAGGGGGAGAAAGCAGCAGCCAGGAGAUCGGGGGAAAAGACAUGAGCGUGUCCUCGUCGGCGCUGGCUCCAGAGGUGGGCCGCCGCACAUCCGUCCUCUUCUCCAAGAAGAACCAAAAGAUGGCCGGACCCCCCAAAAGGCCGGGACGCCCCCCCAAGAACCGGGAUGCCGUGUACGCCGCGGCGGCGUUGGGCCAAAGCCCCAUCGGCCCCCCACAGCUGCCCCUGCUGUCCCCGAGCAGGCAGAGGAAGAGGCCCCGAAGCCCCCGCACCAGCUCCAGCUCGGACAGCGACAGCGACGACGACGACCUGCUGCCGGGUCUGCCGAGUAACGGAUUCGAUGGAGGAAACCAGCCGGUAACGGAGAGCUUCCGCGUGUACAGGAGCGAGUCCCGCCUCCCGCGCUCCAGCUCCGACUCCGAGUCCACGACCAGCAGCAGCAGCAGCGCGGCGUCGGACCGGACCAGUACGACCCCAUCCAAGCAGGGCCGGGGAAAGGCCUCGUUCUCCCGCUCCGCCUUCCCGGAGGACAGCAGCGAGGAGACGUCGGGCACGGAGAACGAUUCCUACUCAGUGGGGGGGCCGCGCAGCGUUUCGCACUCUCUGGAUCUGGUGUGGGCCAAGUGCAGAGGCUAUCCAUCCUAUCCGGCUCUGAUAAUCGACCCGAAGAUGCCCAGGGAGGGGGUGUUCCACCGGGGCGUGCCGAUACCCGUCCCGCCUUUGGAUGUGCUGAAGCUAGGGGAGCAGAUGACGCAGGAGGCCCGGGAGCACCUGUUCCUGGUGCUCUUCUUCGACAACAAGAGAACAUGGCAGUGGCUGCCGCGCUCCAAGCUGGUGCCGCUCGGCGUGGACCAGGAGCUGGACAAGGAGAAGAUGCUGGAGGGCCGCAAGUCCAACAUCCGCAAGUCGGUGCAGGUGGCGUACCACCGGGCCAUGCAGCACCGCAGCAAGGUGCAGGGGGACCCCAGCAGCGAGACCAGCGACAGCGACUGAAAGGGAAAACCAUCCGGAGCACCGCCACCAGACCCGGGGGCCAGUGACACGGGGAGGGGGAGGGGGUGCCCGCUGCGCCACGCCGCGUUUGAUCCGACGUGUAAGAUAUUGUAUUUAAGAGAAUUGAAAUUGAAUUAAUAAUGGAUGGAGGAAAAAAAAAAAAGAAACAUGUUCAGGAUCAAAAGAAUUCCUCGUGCGUGUUCCGUGUGAAAAGAGAGACUCUUCGAGACCGACUCAAGAAAGAACGCCUCCCCCCCCCGCCCUCACCCCCCCGCCCUCACCCCUUUGUCGGUCUUCCACAUUCUACACCGAAACGGGGGAGUGUGCGUCACGUGCACAUCUUCACCCCCCGUCGUCCGCCUCGACCAACCAGGAGGGAGGAAAGGCCCGGCGCCACAGCCUCCAACCAACGAUCAUGUUAUUUAUUCUGCUUCCUCCGUCUCCGAGGUCGACCAGCUCCCUUUUUAUCAUGGACCACUUCUAAUCACUCCGCCGCACGCCACGCCGUGCGGCCGUCUUCGUCGCGCCGUGUCCCAUCAUGUCUCCUGUUUUUACGGUUUCUUUUGUUAACGUACGUCUGAGCGCCUCGCGGCCCGUCUUAGACUCGGGCCGGGGGCUUUAGAACUUUUAUAUAUACAGAUUGCAUAAAGAAUAGAAGUUUAAUAAAAAAAAAAAAGUUGAGUUUUUUAAA